AUGACAGUCAGUGAAAUAAAACCACUAUCAGUUCCUGUUGAAGAAAUCAAAAGAAAACUAGCGUCAAAGCAAGACAUCGGAUUUGUCUUUGACAUUGAUGGUGUUUUACUCAGGGGUAAGCAAAGAAUAGUAGAAGCAACUGAAAUGAUCACUUAUCUACAAAGAGAGAAAAUUCCAUUCAUUUUAUUAACUAAUGGUGGAGGAAUGACGGAAGAAAAGAGAAUUAACUUUAUCAAUAUGACAUUACAAUUGGAAACUCCUAUACAUGCUGAUCAGUUGGUCCAGGCACAUACACCAAUGAAAACCUUAAUACCGCAUCACAAGAGAGUGCUUGUAUGUGGAGGCCCAAAUGAUGAUAUCAGAGAAGUUGCUCUGAAUUAUGGAUUUGAAGAUGUUAUCAGACCAGUUGAUGUGAUUAGGGCAAACCCAACGGUAUGGCCUUAUCAUAUGUUCACCGAGGAGCAAAUCAGAACAUGGGGAAAGGAUCCAAGUAUUACUAAACUAGAUGUUGACGGCACUGGAUGUAGGGAAAAUCUACCAAUUGAUUCCGUCUUGUGUUUUAAUGAUUCGAGGGCAUUGGCAACUGAAAUUCAACUGAUUUCAGAUUUAUUGAACUCUGAAAACGGUGUCCUUGGGACUAGAAGGGCUAUCAAGUCAAGUAAACCUGCAAUUCCGAUAGUCUUCUCAAAUAAUGACUUCCUAUGGGCCAACGAGUUCCCAUUGCCUAGGUUUGCAAUGGGUAUCCUAAAGAUGUCAACUCAAACAAUAUAUUCUAAACUAAAUGGAGGUCAACAGCUAGAGCAACUUACACUUGGAAAGCCUGAAAAAGUGUGUUACGAUUAUGCACAUCACAUUUUAAUCAACUGGAGAAACGUUUUAUUGGGCGUCAACAAACCAGGAAACGUUUGUCAACCAAGCUUGAAUGAUCCUCCUGUUUGUAGUCCAUUUAAGAAAGUUUACAUGGUUGGUGACAAUCCGGAAAGUGACAUCACUGGUGGUAAUCGAUAUGGCUGGGGGACUAUCUUGGUCAAGACUGGUGUUUAUAAAGAAGGCGAUUUUGAGAGAAAUCCUGGUACAUCUAAACCAAGCUUAGGUGUAUUCAACAACGCCAAGGAGGGGGUCAUGCAUGCACUUAAAUUGAAUGGUCUAGCGUGA
Molecule: messenger RNA, 1155 nt
Organism: Pichia kudriavzevii
Lineage: Eukaryota; Fungi; Ascomycota; Pichiomycetes; Pichiales; Pichiaceae
Exons: 1
Coding region: 1-1155 (384 amino acids)
Biological process (GO): glycerophospholipid biosynthetic process
Cellular component (GO): mitochondrion
Source: RefSeq, a predicted model, not a curated record